Messenger RNA from Cynara cardunculus var. scolymus (artichoke), 3610 nucleotides. Its product is annotated as glycine--tRNA ligase, chloroplastic/mitochondrial 2. The transcript is spliced from 36 exons. Lineage: Eukaryota; Viridiplantae; Streptophyta; Magnoliopsida; Asterales; Asteraceae. Gene Ontology annotation, biological process: glycyl-tRNA aminoacylation. The coding region runs from base 118 to 3381 and encodes 1087 amino acids. Gene Ontology annotation, molecular function: ATP binding; glycine-tRNA ligase activity. Gene Ontology annotation, cellular component: chloroplast stroma; cytoplasm; mitochondrion. The record is from RefSeq and is a predicted model, not a curated record.
AGAACAUCCAGGGAGAAGAGAUUAGAGAUUGUUUGUGUCCCAGUGUCAUCCUCCAGAUAAAACCCAUCAAAAACUACACUUGAAGGCUCCGUGAUCCAAAGAGAGCGAGCCAUUGAUAUGGGGAUACUAACACUGCCAUUGGUAACCUCUCUUCUCAAACCCCAUAAACCCCAUUUUUCUCUUCUAUUCACCACCACUGUCCACCAUCAUCACCAUCGCCCUACUCUCUUCCACCACCUCCCUAUACGAAGCCGUUUCAGUAGAGCCACCAUCCCUCGCUGUUCUUUCACAACUUCUGCAAUUACUCAACGUGAUCAAUCUUCGGUAACGAUAGAUGAUUCGAGUUCAAAUGCGGAGGAACGGCCGAUUAAAGUCUCUAUACCAACUUUUCAACAAGCGAUUCAACGUCUCCAGGAGUACUGGGCAUCUGUUGGAUGUACUAUAAUGCAGUGCAGCAACACCGAGGUUGGAGCUGGGACUAUGAAUCCCUUGACAUUUUUAAGGGUUCUUGGUCCAGAGCCAUGGAAUGUUGCGUAUGCAGAGCCAAGUAUCCGGCCAGAUGAUAGUCGUUAUGGUGAAAACCCUAAUAGGCUUCAACGUCAUACUCAAUUCCAGGUUAUACUAAAGCCUGAUCCUGGAAAUUCGCAAGACCUCUUCAUCAGGAGUCUAUCAGCCCUAGGCAUAGAUGUCAAUGAACAUGAUAUUCGUUUUGUGGAAGACAACUGGGAAAGCCCGGUACUUGGUGCUUGGGGGUUGGGCUGGGAGAUUUGGAUGGACGGGAUGGAGAUUACACAGUUUACCUACUUCCAACAGGCUGGAAGUCUUCAGUUGAUGCCGGUAUCUGUUGAGAUCACCUAUGGUCUUGAACGCAUCCUAAUGCUACUUCAGGGAGUUGAUCAUUUCAAGAAAAUUCAAUAUGCCAACGGAAUCACUUAUGGAGAGCUCUUCUCUGAGAACGAGAAAGAAAUGAGUGCAUAUUAUCUAGAGCAUGCUAGUGUGGAUCAUAUUCAGAAACACUUCGACUUUUUUGAGGCAGAAGCACGUGCUUUGCUUGAUUUAGGCCUUGCAAUACCUGCGUAUGAUCAGCUUCUCAAGACUUCUCAUGCUUUUAAUAUCUUAGACUCUAGAGGCUUUGUUGGGGUAACAGAACGUGCUCGUUAUUUUGGCCGGAUGCGCAGUUUAGCUCGACAAUGUGCCCUGCUCUGGUCGAAUACAAGAGAGUCACUUGGAUAUCCAUUAGGCAUUGUUUCUCAAGCUAAUGACCUUGUCAUUCCCAAGGAGGUUCUAGACUCAGAAGCCACAAAGGUACAGGUGUCUAUUGAACCAAGAUUGUUUCUUCUUGAGAUCGGGACAGAAGAGUUACCACCAAAUGAUGUUGCUAGUGCAGGCCAGCAACUCAAAGAUCUAAUUGUGCAAUUACUUGGAAAGCAAAGGUUGACUCAUGGUGAAGCUCUUGUACUUGGCACCCCAAGGAGACUAGUAAUAAGUGUUGAGAACCUAUGCUCUAAGCAAGUGGCGAAUGAAGUUGAGGUUCGAGGACCUCCAGUUUCAAAAGCGUUUGAUAAUCAAGGAAAGCCAACUAAGGCAGCCGAAGGCUUUUGCCGUAAAAAUUCCGUACCAGUGGACUCAUUGUAUACAAGAACUGAAGGUAAGACAGAGUAUGUCUAUGUUCGUGUGAUGGAAUCUGCACAGCUUGCUCUGGAGGUUUUAUCAAAGGAGCUUCCUGGUGCAAUUGCUAAAGUAUCAUUUCCGAAGUCCAUGCGUUGGAACUCCGAGGUCAUCUUUAGCCGACCUAUUCGUUGGAUUUUGGCGCUCCAUGGAGAUGCAGUUGUCCCUUUUGCAUAUGCUGGUAUUCUGAGUGGUAACAUCUCUCAUGGUCUCCGGAAUACAAACUCGGCUACGGUCAUGGUCGAUAGUGCAGAGUCUUAUGCCACUGUAAUGCAACAAGCUGGAAUUUCUGUUGACACUGAGCAACGAAAGAAAACAAUUCUAGAACAAUCCAACAAUUUAGCAAAAGGUGUUGGUGGAUGUCUUGUGAUGCAGAGCAGCUUACUUGAGGAGGUUGUAAACCUUGUUGAGGCACCUGUUCCAGUGCUUGGCAAAUUUUCAGAGUCCUUCCUAGUGCUCCCGAAAGAUCUAUUAGUAAUGGUAAUGCAGAAGCAUCAGAAGUACUUUGCCUUGACAGACGAUAAGGGAACUCUGUUGCCAUAUUUCAUUGCUGUUGCAAAUGGGGCAAUCAACGAGUCGGUUGUUAAGAAAGGAAAUGAAGCUGUACUCAGAGCUCGAUAUGAAGAUGCUAAGUUCUUUUAUGAACUAGACACUAGUAAAAGGUUUUCGGAGUUCCGGGGUCAACUGAAUGGAAUUCUAUUUCAUGAGAAACUUGGAACAAUGGAGGAUAAGAUGAUACGUGUCGAGAGUACUAUUAAUGAGCUCGGCUUGGCUCUAGGGCUAAGUGAAGAUAAGAUCCAGAUUACUCGGGAAGCUGCAUCACUGGCAAUGUCAGAUCUCUCAACUGCUGUCGUUACAGAGUUCACUUCUCUAUCGGGAAUAAUGGCACGUCACUAUGCUCUUCGUGAAGGAUAUUCAGAACAGGUUUCGGAGGCGUUGUUUGAGAUCACACUUCCUCGAUUUUCUGGCGAUAUACUCCCAGAAACUGAUGCAGGAACUGUAUUAUCGAUUGCCGACAGGUUAGAUAGCUUAGUUGGUUUGUUCGGAGCUGGUUGUCAACCAAGCUCGACUAAUGACCCAUUUGGUCUACGAAGAAUCUCUUAUGGUCUUGUCCAAGUCUUGGUGGAAAAAGAUAGAAACUUGGAUUUACGACAUGCCUUGGAAGUCGCAGCUUCUGUUCAAUCCUUAAAAAUAGACACGGUAACAAUAGAUGAGGUUCAUCAAUUUGUGACACGAAGACUCGAGCAAUUUCUGGUCGAUAAGGGAAUAAAUCCGGAAGUGGUUCGUGCGAUUUUAGUAGAGCGUGCAAAUUGGCCUGGUUUGGCUGCAAAAUCGGCUUAUAAAAUGGAAACGCUGUCACGGGGUGAGCUUUUGCCAAAAGUUGUUGAAGCAUAUUCUCGACCAACAAGAAUUGUUCGUGGAAAGGAUGUCGAUGUUGACACACAGGUGGAUGAAGCGUUGUUUGAGACAAACGAAGAGAAAGCUUUGUGGAGCGCUUUCUCAUCUAUUAGAAGCAAAAUAUAUCCAGGUAUUGAGGUGGAUGAUUUUGUCGAAACCUCUUUGCUACUAAUUCAGCCACUAGAAGAUUUCUUCACUCAUGUCUUUGUCAUGGUGGAAGAUGAAAGGAUCAGAAAGAACAGACUUGCACUACUUAGGAACAUCUCAGAGCUCCCAAGAGGAAUAGCUGAUCUCUCAGUUUUGCCUGGAUUUUGACCUUUUAUAUGAUUUCCAUUUUUUAUAACUUACCAUGGCUUCGUUAUUCGAACGCUACAAGUAGGUGAUUUACAUCGCGCCCAAAAAAUUCCGACUCGGGCUGUUCUUGUGUAGCAUUGAUGAUACACUUCAGGAUCACUUGUAGUUUGUCUAUCCAUCCAUAAUGCCUUGGUUUUUCUUGAUGUAAGGAUUAUAAUGUUUGAAGGUAUUGAAAAUGUCUGAUUUUUUG